UCGAUCGCCGCACUGCUCGACCGCUACAAAAACCCUCCCCUCUUUAGAACAAACUAAUCACCCGACCCUUCCUCUUCAAUCCACUCUGCUCCACUUUCCUUUCCCAAUUUAGUACAAGAAAAUCUAGCGAAAUUUUUAGUCUCUGUAUGCUAUACUAUUCUUAUUACCUAUAAAUAUAAAUAUAAAUAUAUUUAGGGGACACGACGAUAUCGAUGAUGACGAUGAUGAUGGAGGAGGAUGGUAGUAAGAAUAAGAAUAAGAAUAACAACGAUCAUAUGAUGAUGAUUAGGGGAUACCGCGGGGGAGGGGGAGGAGCCUUGGCGGCGGCGCCGUUCGUGGUGAAGACGUACCGGAUGGUGAACGAGCCGAGCACGGACGCGGUGAUCGCGUGGGGGAAGGAGAACAACAGCUUCGUCGUCGUCGACCCCUUCGUCUUCUCGCAGACGCUGCUGCCGGCGCACUUCAAGCACAACAACUUCUCCAGCUUCGUCCGCCAGCUCAAUACCUAUGGCUUUCGGAAGGUGGAUCCGGACCGGUGGGAGUUCGCGCACGCGUCGUUCCUACGGGGGCAGACGCACCUGCUGCGGCAGAUCGCGCGCCGGAACAGCGGCGGCGGCGGCGGAGGCGGCGGUUCUAAUUCUUCUUCGUCGGCUUGUUGUUCGUCGUCGUCGUCGUCGUCGUCGACUACUACCAGCACCGGUUGGGGCGUGAACGGGAAGAAGAAGAAGAAGAUGAUGAUGACGACGACGAUGGAGGAGGGCGAUGAGGCGGCGGUGGCGGAGGAGGUGGUGAGGCUGAAGCAGGAGCAGAAGGCCAUCGAGGAGAGGGUGGCGCGCAUGUGGCGCCGGGUGCAGGAGACGGAGCGCCGCCCGCGCCAGAUGCUCGAGUUCCUCUUCAAGCUCGUCGGGGACCCCCAGCUCCUCCCCCGCCUCAUCGUCGGCCCCGGGCCCACCCCUCCUCCUCCUCCUCCUCCUGCUGCAGCCCCUGCCACUGCUACCGCCGCCGUCCCCGAGUGCGGCGGCGGCGGCGGCGGGGAGAAGCGGGCGCGGCGGCUGCGUGAGCUGGAGGCGGAUCGGGAGGCCCGCCCGGGGGUUGCGGGGCUUUGUUCCUGGCCGCUGGAUUCCGAGGGGGCGGCCGCCGGCGGCUUUUACGAUCGCCGCGGCGAGGAUGAGCUGAUCUCCGCCGUUGAUCAACCGGUGGGGUUUUUGUACGGCGGCGAUGGUGGUGAUUACGGUGGGGUGGUGGACGGCGGGGGAAGCAGCGGAGGCGGCUUUUACCCCUACGCCUUCCCGGUGGGGAAUGGAUACUAAGUUUCACUAACGAUGACACCUAUUUCUGUUAAUGGACGCUGCUGCGCCUUCCUCCUCUUUUUUUUUUUUUUUUUUAAGAUGUUUUGUUGUUUUCGGUUUGUACCUCUAUCCGCUGUUGUGUAAUCGUAAUUAACAAAAUAAAACAACUGUGCAGCUUCUGCUCUCGCGUUACGCUCGCGGCACACCGGUGGUUUAA
This is a messenger RNA of Ananas comosus (pineapple), 1506 nucleotides long. Its product is annotated as heat stress transcription factor C-2b-like. NCBI's taxonomy places the organism in Eukaryota, Viridiplantae, Streptophyta, Magnoliopsida, Poales, Bromeliaceae. Gene Ontology annotation, biological process: regulation of transcription by RNA polymerase II. The coding region runs from base 213 to 1310 and encodes 365 amino acids. The transcript has 2 exons. The record is from RefSeq and is a predicted model, not a curated record. Gene Ontology annotation, molecular function: RNA polymerase II cis-regulatory region sequence-specific DNA binding; DNA-binding transcription factor activity. Gene Ontology annotation, cellular component: nucleus.